Molecule: messenger RNA, 708 nt
Organism: Sycon ciliatum
Lineage: Eukaryota; Metazoa; Porifera; Calcarea; Leucosolenida; Sycettidae
Product: myb-like protein AA
Exons: 2
Coding region: 1-708 (235 amino acids)
Source: RefSeq, a predicted model, not a curated record
AUGGGCGAGCUCGCAGGAGAGCCUGCGAUGAAACUGCUCUGCUCCCUCCCGGGCAUAGAGCAGACUCUGCUCAGCGUGCUGCAGACCCUGACGUCUCAUAUCAGCGAGUCGAGGGAUCGUGAGGGUCGUCUCCAUCAGCGUGUGGACGAUCUCUCCACACAGCUCCUAGCCCUACGCGAGGAAUUUUGUUCACUGCAGAAAUCCGCCAUUGUUGUUCCCGACAAGGCCCCUGCACGAUCUACUCAGCACCAAAUCCAAGGCGACAAAUCUCGUACCCGUACGAAACCUCGUAACCGUCCUCCCCAGCAGGGCCAGCCUGACCCAGCUGCAGCAGCAAACCAGCUCGACCCAGCCGAUGCAGAUGCUGGACAACAGUCAGGGCAGAUCGACGUGGCCUCUGGCUCUGCACAGCACGAAACCCGUACCCGUACGGACGACCCCGGCUUUGUCGAUCCUGAGCCUGUGCAAUCAGACUGCGAGAAGAGCCAACCUAUCAUGGCCGUCAUCAAGGAUGACAGUUGGAAAUUAGUUGCGGCGGGCCCGCCAAGAAAGAAGCGAUCUGUGUUCUUUGUGGGCAACUUGAGCCACGACUGCACAGUGGACAGUCUCACUGACCAACAGCACCAGCACCAGCAAGAGCAGCCGCCACAACAAGAACAACAACAGCACCAGCAGCAGCACCAGCAGUCGCCGCAGCAGCACCAGUAG